GAUCAAGGGCCCGCUCCACACCCGGGAUGUGCCGGACCCCGAGGACGUAGCGGGCAUCGGGACUGUAACCCAAGGCCCAGGCAGAGCCUUCACGGUCCCACGCCUCUCCGACCUGAACUGGUUGUGGACCUGGGGCCGCAGGCGCCUCCGCAUGCUGCUGUGCAGUUAGGGAGAUGCUGCAGGAUAAGGGCCUGUCGGAGAGCGAGGAGGCCUUCCGGGCCCCGGGCACAGCGCUCGGGGAGGCCAGCACCACCAACGCCACCAACGUCCCCGAGCCCGCGCUGGCCGCGCCGGGUCUUAGCGGAGCAGCUCUAGGCAGCCCCCCUGGCCAGGGCGCCGACGUCGCCGCUGCCACCGCGGAGCAGACCAUCGAGAACAUCAAGGUGGGGCUGCACGAGAAGGAGCUGUGGAAGAAGUUCCACGAAGCGGGCACCGAGAUGAUCAUCACCAAGGCCGGCAGGAGGAUGUUCCCCAGCUACAAGGUAAAAGUCACGGGCAUGAACCCCAAGACCAAGUACAUCCUGCUCAUCGACAUCGUCCCCGCAGACGACCACCGCUAUAAGUUCUGCGACAAUAAGUGGAUGGUCGCAGGGAAGGCUGAGCCAGCCAUGCCGGGGAGGCUUUAUGUCCACCCAGACUCUCCUGCCACGGGGGCCCACUGGAUGCGGCAGCUGGUCUCUUUCCAGAAGCUGAAGCUGACCAACAACCACCUGGACCCCUUUGGCCAUAUCAUCCUCAACUCCAUGCAUAAGUACCAGCCACGGCUGCACAUCGUUAAGGCCGAUGAGAACAAUGCUUUUGGCUCCAAAAACACAGCCUUUUGCACCCACGUGUUUCCAGAGACAUCCUUCAUCUCCGUGACCUCCUACCAGAACCACAAGAUCACACAGCUGAAAAUUGAAAACAACCCUUUUGCCAAGGGAUUCCGGGGCAGUGACGACAGUGACCUGCGUGUGGCCCGGUUGCAGAGCAAGGAGUAUCCGGUGAUCUCCAAAAGCAUCAUGAGGCAGAGGCUCGUCUCCAGCCAGCUCUCAGCUAAGCCCGACGUCAGCCCCCUGCACAGCGCGCACCAGGCGCUACAGCACUACCAGUUUGAGAACGGGGCACAUAUGCAGUUCGCUGCUGCAGAGUCCCAGGACCUGCCCCUCAACACCUUCCCAACGCAGAGGGACUCCAGCCUCUUCUACCACUGCCUGAAGCGCAGAGCAGACAGUGCCCGCCACCUGGACUUACCCUGCAAGCGAUCCUAUCUGGAAACCCCCUCUUCGGUGGGGGAUGAUCACUACUUCCGUUCUCCCCCUCCCUACGACCAGCAGAUGCUGAGCCCUUCCUAUUGCAGUGAGGUGACCCCCAGAGAGGCCUGUAUGUACUCGAGUUCAGGGCCCGAGAUUGCGGGGGUGUCUGCUGUGGACGACUUGCCCCCGCCCCCACUGAGCUGUAACAUGUGGACGUCGGUCUCGCCGUACACCAGCUACAGCGUGCAGACCAUGGAGACUGUGCCUUACCAGCCCUUUCCCGCACACUUCGCCACCACCACGAUGAUGCCACGGCUGCCCACCAUCUCGGCCCAGAGCACCCAGCCACCAGGAAAUGCCCACUUCAGUGUGUACAAUCAACUGCCCCAGUCUCAGGCCCGAGAACGGGGGCCCUCCGCUUCCUUCCCUAGAGAGCGUGGCCUCCCCACAGUGUGUGAGAGGAAGCCGCCCUCCCCACACCUGAACGCUGCCAAUGAGUUCCUCUACUCCCAGAGCUUCUCCUUGACCCGAGAAUCAUCCUUACAGUACCAUUCAGGAGUGGGGACUGUGGAGAACUGGACUGAUGGAUGACGAGACUGCUGUAUCCUUGACAACCCCAGGACCAUGUCAAUCCAGAAUUAACCUCUGUGGGUGGCUGGCACUGCCAAGAAACAUGGGGAGGUAUUCCAGAAGGUGUGUGUGUGUG
Molecule: messenger RNA, 1941 nt
Organism: Chionomys nivalis (European snow vole)
Lineage: Eukaryota; Metazoa; Chordata; Mammalia; Rodentia; Cricetidae
Gene: Tbx4
Product: T-box transcription factor 4
Exons: 9
Coding region: 174-1826 (550 amino acids)
Biological process (GO): angiogenesis; regulation of transcription by RNA polymerase II; positive regulation of DNA-templated transcription
Cellular component (GO): nucleus
Molecular function (GO): DNA-binding transcription factor activity, RNA polymerase II-specific; RNA polymerase II cis-regulatory region sequence-specific DNA binding
Source: RefSeq, a predicted model, not a curated record